UCAGUCGUCGUUCAACUGCGAAUCAAUCGAGUUGUUUAUUAGUUGUCCUUGCUUCGCUUCCAAAUCCAGACCAUCAAUAUAAUAAACUGAAUGCUAUUCGAACAACAUUGCGCUACAAUUUUGUUUUAUUUAUCGUGUCGAAUCAGAAAGAAGACAUCUCUUCCAGACAUCAUCGCCGGGCAGCAGCGAAAGUCGCACGCCGGUUUGUGUUAUUGGCAACUAGACACCGAGUAUAGGCACACAAUGUGCUGAUCAUGCGAGCUCGGCUGAUGGCUUCAGGGUAAGCCAAUUUGUUGUUUGAAGACUUUGGAAGCCAGCCUUCUCCUCGUGAGUGACGACGAUUCGUUCUAGGUAAACAGUUCACAAGCAUAAGCAGCAAGACAAAACAUUCGAUUCAUUGGCGUCCUGCCCGGGUCCGGUCUGCCUGCCUGCGUUUGACAGGCCAUAAAAAACAAUAAAUAUACCAGAGGAGCAUAAAGGGACCUGCGUGAUCGCACACACUCCAUAAGUUCUGUUUGUUCCGUUUCUACCGUCCUCGCAUCACACUUGAAGUGCUUUACCGGCAAGGGGUAGCGCUGACUCCGACUAUUCGAAUCCGUACUGCCAACCAGCCUGGAACCAUGAACGCCGCUUCAUUACGAUUAGCCGAUCUGGAAUCGCGUCGCAUUUGUCGAUUUUGUUUGCGCAUUUGUCCGACCGAUGGCGGUGGAAUUACGGACAUUGGAAGCGACACGAAGGUGAUGUCGAAAAUCGCAUUCGCACUAACGCUGGAAGUUCGUGCUCAGGAUGGACUACCGCAACGAAUCUGCGACGGCUGUGAGUGGUUGCUGGAGAAGUUCCACCUGUUCAAGAACCAGUGUGUGAAGGCGGAGAUGCUGUUGAAGACGUUCGCCGACUCCGGAGUUCCGUUGAUGCAGUACUUCGAACCGGUUAAGUUCGAAGAAUUUCGUUGGAAAAGAAAAGAAUGGGAAGGAGUUGAAGUUGGAGUACAAGCAGUUGAAGAGACAAAGUCGGAACCAGUAUAUGAGGUGAUUGCUCCGGAAGAAAUAAAGCAGGAAGUCGUAGAAGAAGAUUGGAGUUAUGCAGAGGAGCCUGUGCCGUUACUGAACGUUGAUCAUGCUGAUCAGAUCACGAUGGAUGCCAUAGCGCGUCAAUUUUAUGGAACAGAGGGAGCUUUGCAGUCAUUCACAGUACAAGAUGGCGUUCACAACGUUUCUGAGUUGGUAACAGAUAUGGAUAUUGGGUCCCCGCAAUUAAACGCACCCAACAUCGAAGCGGACGAUGAAAAUUCCAACGAUACGGUGGAGUUUCAAAUGAAUAAAUCAGCUGAACCACCGGCAGAACCACUCCCUCCGGUCGAAAGCUAUCCGAAUUUUUCCGAAGCAAUGCUCCUUCUAAUGGAGCAAGACGGCGAUCAAACCCAAGAUCUCAAACAACCCGACGCUGAAGGUACCCCUCUUUCGCCAUCGGACGUUAUCUACGAAGGAAUACCGACCACUCCGCUCCGUGAAUCGGACGGAUUGUCCACCCGCUUCAUCGAUCUGGAACCGGGCGAAAUCGUUUCCGACGAUGAGCUGGACAACUCCUCCGUAGUUCUGCUAAGUUCUGACAACGAAGAACCGGACAAACCGAAGCCGACCAUCGAGCCGCUCCCUGUGACCUUCGUCCGCCGUCCUUCGUCGACCGAGCAGGAAUAUCGCUGCACCAAGUGCGAUCGAGCGUUUCCACAGGCGCAACACUUGGAGGCGCACGAACGGUCCUACCAUUCCAAGAAGAAGACUACCAGUGCCAAAACGCCAUCACCGCAGCAGAAGAUGGCCAUCAUGAUCGACAAUCCGACCAAGCGGUGUCCCAAGUGCGCCGCAAUGGUGCACAAGGCGUCCUACUGGUCGCACAUCAGGUCGCACAGCUCGGGCGAGAGGGCGCUGGUGAAUUACGAGAAGGACCAGCCGGAUGUGCCGGGGGCGACCGACACUUGCCUGCUGGAGGAUGACGUCCUGUGGGAUAAAUCUUAGAGAUUGAUGGUGUGAUGGGAAAGAUUUUCUUUUAUAAAGUUAUGAGAAACUUUAAUCAGUAAUAAAUUUAGAAGCAAUAAGA
Molecule: messenger RNA, 2097 nt
Organism: Armigeres subalbatus
Lineage: Eukaryota; Metazoa; Arthropoda; Insecta; Diptera; Culicidae
Exons: 3
Coding region: 621-2015 (464 amino acids)
Cellular component (GO): nucleus
Molecular function (GO): zinc ion binding
Source: RefSeq, a predicted model, not a curated record